GCGCCCCUCCCCCAACCGAAAGAAUGGUCGCUUGGCUCCCGCACAGCACCCCCUGACCCUAAAGCUCGAGGGGGUGGCCUGGCUGCGAUCCCCGGAGCAGAGCUGGGCGCUCGGCCUGCCUCCUAGCGCAGUCAGCCCCUGCCUCCUCGAGCCAUGCACUGCGAGACAUCCGCCCCGCAGCGGCCCCCCAGGCCUCCCUGCAGCACCCUGUAAUGCAAUUCACCGUGACGGGAGAGGCGGCGACAGCACCUACGACGGCGGCGACAGCAACAGCACUGCCCCAACCUAGAGACUGUCUAGAAAGAGGAGGAAAAUGGCUCCGAGCAGGGACCGCCUGCUGCACUUUGGGUUCAAGGCGACUAUGUUCUCAAACAGUGAUGAAGCUGUAAUCAAUAAAAAACUUCCUAAAGAACUCCUAUUAAGGAUAUUUUCUUUCCUGGAUGUCGUUACCUUGUGUCGCUGUGCUCAGGUCUCCAGGGCCUGGAAUGUUCUGGCUCUGGAUGGUAGUAACUGGCAGCGAAUUGAUCUGUUUGAUUUCCAGAGAGAUAUUGAGGGCCGGGUAGUGGAGAAUAUUUCAAAACGAUGUGGGGGCUUUUUACGAAAGUUAAGUCUUCGUGGGUGUCUUGGAGUAGGAGACAAUGCAUUAAGGACAUUUGCACAAAACUGUAGGAACAUUGAAGUACUUAAUCUAAAUGGGUGUACAAAGACAACAGAUGCUACAUGUACUAGCCUUAGCAAGUUCUGCUCCAAACUCAGGCACCUUGACUUGGCUUCCUGUACAUCUAUAACAAACAUGUCUCUCAAAGCUCUGAGUGAGGGCUGUCCACUGUUGGAGCAGUUGAACAUUUCCUGGUGUGACCAAGUAACCAAGGAUGGCAUUCAAGCUCUAGUGAGAGGCUGUGGGGGUCUCAAGGCCUUAUUCUUAAAAGGCUGCACACAGCUAGAAGAUGAAGCUCUCAAGUACAUAGGUGCACACUGUCCUGAACUGGUGACUUUGAACUUGCAAACUUGCUUACAAAUCACAGACGAAGGUCUCAUUACUAUAUGCAGAGGGUGCCAUAAGUUACAGUCCCUCUGUGCCUCUGGCUGCUCCAACAUCACAGAUGCCAUCCUGAAUGCUCUAGGUCAGAACUGCCCUCGGCUUAGAAUAUUGGAAGUAGCCAGAUGUUCUCAAUUAACAGAUGUGGGCUUUACGACUCUGGCCAGGAACUGCCAUGAGCUUGAAAAGAUGGACCUAGAAGAAUGUGUUCAGAUAACGGAUAGCACAUUAAUCCAGCUUUCUAUACACUGUCCUCGACUUCAAGUAUUGAGUCUGUCUCAUUGUGAGCUGAUCACAGAUGAUGGAAUUCGUCACCUAGGGAAUGGGGCCUGUGCCCAUGACCAGCUGGAGGUGAUUGAGCUGGACAACUGCCCACUAAUCACUGAUGCAUCCCUGGAGCACUUGAAGAGCUGUCACAGCCUUGAGCGGAUAGAACUCUAUGACUGCCAGCAAAUCACACGGGCUGGAAUCAAGAGACUCAGGACCCAUUUACCCAAUAUUAAAGUCCACGCCUACUUCGCACCCGUCACUCCACCCCCAUCAGUAGGGGGCAGCAGACAGCGCUUCUGCAGAUGCUGCAUCAUCCUAUGACAAUGGAGGUGGUCAACCUUGGUGAACUGAGUAUUUAAUGACACUUCUAGUUACCGUGGAGUCUCUCCAGUGGAAGCGACCCCAGCAUUCUGGGCAAGGGUUACAAAGCAAGGGCAGUGUCCAGAUCCCCAGAGUCACACAUGCACAGGCAUACACACCCUCACCCCUAUCCAUCAUAGUUCUGUGACCAUGGGACUGAAGUUCAUCCUGGCUUUAUCAAGUGGAUUGGUAAAACUUAACUAUUCCUGUUGGACAUGCCCAGAAGAAAUCAUAGGCCAUGGCAGAGGGAGGGGACAUUCCAGCAAAACGCAGUGUUACUGGUACUGUGGUUUCUUUCUUUUGUUAAGGGGUUUCUUUGGGGAAUUUUAAACAGUAACUGCAAUCCUCCAGGGUGAAAGAUAGCAUGGGAAAAUAAUUUAUGAUGUGUCCAGGGACCAGAAAGAAAAUUUCUUUGCAUUCUAGAAAUGGUAGCCAUCCAUUGCAAGAUGCCUACACAGCUUCUGUGUCACCUUGUUUCCAUUACAACAUACUGAGCAUGCUCACAAAGAAGGCUCAUCCAGUCGGCUGAUGUUUUAGUAUUUGGCUCAGAGGUUUCCUAAAUGGCUGCAUUGAAAUCGCUGGGGUCCAAAUAUGAUUACUUAUUUACUCAAGCUAUCACUGUCUGUAGCUCACUGUACACCUGUCUCCAUUCACUGUUGCUCCUGCUGCUCUCGCUCAGUUUCUCACUGGUUCAUAGUCUUCUACUUACACUCAGUUGUUACUCUUGCUGAUGUGUUUAAAGUUUGCAUUUUGGAUGAUUAGUUGGGGUUACCAAACAUUUUUAAAAGAAACAUUAUCAAUAAAUAUUUUUUUAAUCUAAAUUUUACCAUUAGGGGACCCUGCCUGAAUCUUUGCCAAUCUGGAAGGAAACUAACAAAAGCAAGAAUGUUAUGAGAAGAAACAGUUAUUUUGAUGAAAGCAAACUUUUGGUUUCUAUUGUAUCUUGUAAUACAUGAAUCAUAUGCACGAUGUGCUCAGUAUUCACCCUGUACAUUUUUCUUCUGUCAAACUCCAUGAGCUGUUUAAGGAAAGAGAAGUACAUUAUUAGUAAGAGUAGAUGGCAAAUCUUCUAACCAAGCUUCAAAGUCCCCAGUACCCAAACUCAGGCACAAAUGACUAGUAUUGUUAUGUGUUGACAGGACUGUGGUAUGAUCAGUGGCAUCUCUGACCUGUGUCUGUGAGGUUACUUGCUUUAUCAAGAAUGCUGCUGGAGGAACUAUAGUCAGUUUCUUUAUUUUCCCCCAUUUGAGUCCAUCCAGGAUACAAGCAUGGCCCCAUAGCAGUUGGCUGUCCAUGUCAGUGUUAACAGGCUCUAUCUAAUCUUGGCACCUUAAAAGACCCAAACCUGUCUGUGCUGCAGACUCCUCUGAUAUGAAGACAGCCAGGUAGAGGCAUUGGGAUAGCAGAAGAGAGUCUUGAAAAGGAUUAGGGGCUCAGUGUCUCUGCCAAGCCUGAGGAAAGGGGUUUAGUGCCUAUGGUUCAGAGUCUAAGAAGAAGCAGUUCCUUCCAAAAAAAAAUCUUAAAACCUCAUAGAAAAUGAGAGGGAAAAACAGGAGUUUCUAAAGCAGAAAAUUACUAAACCCCAAUGUUAGAGGCCUUGUGUGAUUUUAUUAGUGUGAUUUGGAGGAAGGGGGCUUUUAGGAGAUGAAUGUGUAAGCUGCCAUGAUCCUAUAUUACCUUCCAUAUAACCCAGACUCCUAAAAGAACUGUUUUGAUGCUACAGGUACUGGUUCUACCAGCAUAUGUAAGAAUAAAGUCUGAUGUAUUUCUCCAUUGAUGUAGAAAGCAAUCAGAUGAAAGAGUCUUAGACAGCUAUACCACCCAGUUUAUUUAUAGUAUUAAAUUUAUUUUCAGUCCUAUUUUAUUAUGCCCCUUUGAAAACUCAAAUUUCUUAUGUUUUUCAUUCCUCCUUCUCUUUAUUCUGUUUCCAAAUAACCAUAGAAAUAGUGACUCAUCCUGCUUCACCUGACAGGAACAUGGACACAUGAGCACCCCUUUUUUUUUUUUUUGAGGGGAGACAAAGUCUUAUUCUUGCUGGCCUCAAAUUUGUGGUUA
This is a messenger RNA of Nannospalax galili (Upper Galilee mountains blind mole rat), 3724 nucleotides long. RefSeq names its product F-box and leucine rich repeat protein 20 (gene Fbxl20). Lineage: Eukaryota; Metazoa; Chordata; Mammalia; Rodentia; Spalacidae. Gene Ontology annotation, molecular function: protein binding. The record is from RefSeq and is a predicted model, not a curated record. Gene Ontology annotation, cellular component: SCF ubiquitin ligase complex. The transcript is spliced from 15 exons. The coding region runs from base 314 to 1630 and encodes 438 amino acids. Gene Ontology annotation, biological process: SCF-dependent proteasomal ubiquitin-dependent protein catabolic process.